AUGGAAGACGGUGCGCUCUCGUUUGAACAAGCCAAUAGUGUUAUGAACGAGCGCGGAGAAGACUCUGAUGCCGGGGCAUGGAACUGUACUCCAGUCAACACAUCUGCCAAUCCUCGGGAAUAUGUUGACCCUCAUCUUGCGUUAGGCUGCCAAUUUUCAGCCACGGCAAACAAUGAAGAAGCCUCGACCAACCUGCAUAAUGGUUCCAGCGCCUACCAUGAGAACAUUGAUCAACCAUUGCUGAGUGUUGGAGGCUGGUCUUGUGACCUCGCUGCGUUUGACCCAUCAGUGGCCGGGUACGAUGUUCAGCACUUUUUCGAGACUGGCGAAGUCCGGCCAACGAAGUACCCUGAUCCCGAGGAAGGUUACAAGGGGAUUCGGUCUCCUUACUCGGCUUCAAUCUCUGAGGAUAUCAAUCUCCAGUCAAGUAACGCGACUUCAGACUUCGAAUCACGCCGCUUCAAGGAACCCAGGACGGAACGGGCGAGGAAUUCGGAAGUGACCUCGUCACCAGUCGCUCCAAGGGGAAUUGUUGGGCAUCGUCCGAUGAGCCAUGUUUUCUGGGGUUUUACGACUACGAGCAUGUCCACAAAUGCUUUCGCAAGGAAUUUGAAUCAUACAUCGACCGUGCCCGUAACGCAGAGCCCGAUGUCUUCAUUGGAACAUAUUUCAGCUGCUAAAAUCAACUUGUCUGGUGGAACUGCGUCGGCACUGGAGUCUUAUCAGUCCGUAUUUCCACUCGCGGCACCUCAGCUAGGGAUCGUGGCAGCGGGAUCUCAUCUUUCUGCCAGUGCUGCGCAAGUGCGCGCAGCGGGCACGCAAGGACGCAAGAAGAGGGGUAUUACGCCGUAUACAUGGCUUCACGCCUCACAAGCGCUGCCUCUCAACGCGAAUACCCCGUUUAUCUCCCCCUUACAUUCGCACUGCACACCUCCCACUGUCGACCUUUCACUGAUUGGAAGUUAUAAUGUGUCAGCCGUGGAGAUAGUCACAUUUUUUCCAGCCCAUACUCUGUGGCGCGAAGUCAUGUGGCGAUUGUCCAACAAUGGCUGGCAGCCGAACGAAAUUAUUUCCGCUGUGCUGUAUACCCGUCGCAUUACAGACGCUAGUGUUAUCCACCGGACAACCCUCUAUAAACAGCGCAAGGAGACGAACGCAUGGGCGGCUGCACAUGGCCUUAAGGCUGGGCGGGUCACAAAACUUGACAUGCAAGGUAUCUCUCAGGACCGUGGGUCCUACGCACGAAGUGGGGGCGUACACGAUUACAGACUUAGGGAUCUGGCUGAAGGGGUUGUGCACAUGCCCAGAGGCACUGAUCGCCAGAUUCUCACGGCAGCCAUUGAACUCGCUAUCGUUCAAGGGAAACGACGUCCUGUUAAGCCAGUUUCAUGACUAUGUGCAAGCUCAUAGGCAG
Messenger RNA from Westerdykella ornata, 1414 nucleotides. RefSeq lists its product as uncharacterized. The transcript is spliced from 7 exons. The record is from RefSeq and is a predicted model, not a curated record. NCBI's taxonomy places the organism in Eukaryota, Fungi, Ascomycota, Dothideomycetes, Pleosporales, Sporormiaceae. The coding region runs from base 1 to 1392 and encodes 463 amino acids.